GCGGCUGAGAUAAGGAUGCUGGCGGCUUUUCUCGGUCUGGAUCCACUGGGUCGCUUCGAGAUGCGCUUUCCGAGCAUCUGAACCAGAUAUGUUCAUAGAGAAUUUCCUUUGACUGAAGUUCAAAUCAAAUAAUUUCCAAACACUCCCCUGAUGUGUUAAGCUACUUUGCUGAACAGUUUGAUGGAGAGCUGGUCGGAUGACAGCUGGAACUGUUGUCAUAACUGGAGGAAUACUGGCCACAGUGAUACUUCUGUGUAUCAUAGCCGUGCUCUGCUACUGUAGACUCCAGUACUACUGCUGUAAGAAGAAUGGGUCUGACAGUGGCUCCCUCUCUCAGCAACACUUUGCUUGCAACGCCUGCAGCGUCACUGGCCUGGACGGACCAAUCAUCACCCCUCUGUCACUGUCGCCACCAGAGCCGGCCAAAUCCUUUAACCCCACCAAACCUACCGUGGGGCAACACCGCUACUGUCCCACCUGCUCACCCUACGACUCGCCCUUCUACAUCCGUACCACAGACGAGAUACGCAACGGUGGAGAGCGCGUCACCUACAUGCCAACACACUAUGAGAACCAGGCGCUGGCGAUGCCACUGCCCGCUGUCCGAGGCUCCCUGCUGAGGGACAGCCAGCGCGGUCGCCCUCCUGAUUUCUACACCAACACUCGAGCCAUCAGCACUGAGGUGUGACCACCUCUACACGUCAGUGCCACUGAAAAGACACAACCACUAUUGUAGAUUUUGGCUUCCACUGCAGAUGCCAGUGAGUUUGUGAAGGCGACACAUUUAGGGUCAAUCUGGGUUGUAAUGGAAAUAACUGAGGAUUGCUCUGACAAUCCGAAGCUGGAGAUGAAAAAUAAGUUCCUCCUUAUUUUCAAAAAAGAACCGGUCCUCUAAAUGUUCAAACAUGUACCCAGUGGAAGAGUACGCCUCUGACUGUUAAUGGAUCGCUUUCCACUGAGGAGUAGCUAGGUCCAUGUACGACUUUCUUGUGCUACGUAUCUUCUUCCAAACGUUACUGUGAUGAGAUGUAUGGAUAAGUUUAAACCAGACUGAAACAUUUACCUUUUUUAAGUAGCUGACAAACAGAAAAGUUUGUGGAUUUAUGCAAGCAUGAGGUGUGGCAGUGUGCAGCAGAGGACACCUGGAUUUGAAUCUUCUAUGCAAGGUCUUCAGUCAGCAUCAUAACUUUUCAUUUCCAGGCGUCUCAGCAGUUUUUAUGGUGAACAGGAUAUUUGGGAUAUGUUGUUGACAACUUGUAAGAUGUAAUGAUUCUAUACAUGUAGAUAGACAUGAAAAAGCUUUUGAUAGCACCAUAUUAUGCAACCUGUACUAAAGGGCCACUUUCUUGGUAAUUACAGGUUAGUUUCCUGGAAAAUAAAGGUUUUCUUUGGAACUUACUGCUUACUAUUCCAGAUCCUAUAGCAAGUGGAGGAGUUAGAGGUUACUUUCCUGAAAUAUUCAGGAAGCUAAUUCUACUUAUUAGGUACUUUUCUGCAACCUACUAUGUACAAAUUAUUCUCAUAAGAGUACUUUUUCAGUUCUUGGAGGACAUUUUCUAAAUGAUUUGGAACAGUACCUGCUCAGUUUAAGUUUAGGAAACUUCCAGGAAAACACCUUAUCUAUUCAGAAAACUUACCGCUAAGUUCCAGGAACAUAACUAGUAUGUCCUGGGAAAGCAAACUGCAAAACCCAACAAAGUAACCAGCAAGUUCCAAAAACAUUCGUCAAAAGGGAUCUAGUAAGUUCCUGAAUGUGAAUGGUGAAGUUAAAGAAAGGACCUGAUAGACUCUGGGAAAGUAACGGGUAAGUUCUGGAAAUUACCAAGUAAGUACCUGAUACGUUAUGGGAAACUUUCAUGCAAAUUACCUUGUAAUUUCCCAAAAAGUUUAUGUGAAAGUAACUGAAAAACAUCAAGAAGGUUCCAGUAAGUAUCAGGUAUGUUUGUCGGAAAGUUCCCAAGACUAACUCCUAAGUUCGAGUAUAGAAAGGGCUGCAGUGUGUAGUGUUACCAAGUCUUUUAAAAAGAAAACUGAAACAUGGCGUUUCAAUUCUUUCUUAACAUGUAGCUAAACAUGGCAGAGUCUGAGCCCUCGAUCUGCUUAAAAUUAACCCAGUGACUUUCUCUUGUCUGAAAAAGAUGCAAAAAAGUUAUGUAAAUAUUUACCUAAAAGCAAUCUCUUGAUCCCACCGUGUGAAAGAUGGUGAUCCAAGCAGGAAUCUGAACGUUAGGAAUAAGGCGGUUUGAUUUACUAGUUUAUGGGAUUUCUUCUACACUCCCAUUAUUAUACUCAUCUACUCUCAUAUUAAAUAUCAGACAAUUUGACUGAAAAAAAUUAGAUAUACACCUUCUUUUUACUUACAAUUUCCCAUUGGAAAUUACAUUUUGUGUGAUAUUGGUCUUCUGUCUACAGCAUGGUUGAAGAUUUGGAGCAAUAAACCUUAAUGAUUUGACCGGUGUGAACAAGAGUUAAGGCCUAUUUAGAUGGGUCUGAUGUUAAAAAUGCAAAUAUAAACUUUUGUAACCUCUUUCCAGCAGUGGUAUAGAUGACAUUUAUCUCUGUCAUACUUUCUAAAUGCUUCUUUGUGAACUAAGGAUGACCCAUUUGAAUCACAGCUGGAUUUCAAUCACAAAUUAACUAAAAUUACACCAAAUGAAGUUCACUAAUAAGCUAUAAUAUUUCAGAUCAAGGUGAUUCUGUAAAAUACUCUAACCCAAUGUCGAUGUAAUCUUGAACAGCUUCGAUGUCCUUCAAUUAUUUAUGUAGUGUAGCAACUAUAUAUUUUAAUGUUUACUUAACAUGUUAUAUUUAAAAUACUAAAAAAGUUUUUAAAUGUGGUUUGAAAGACAAUUGUACAUAACACUAAAAACUGAAUAUCUGAUGGUGUUAACUUUUGACAAUUAAAUAUUUCUAAGUCUAUAAAUCGACUCUUCAUUAUUGUAUGUCUUGUAAAGAAACAUAGGUAAUAAAUGCAACAAUAAGUUGCAUUUGAAAUUUUGAAUGGUGUUUCUAGCUAGGGGAAGUACUUAACUGAAACAGCUCAACAUUUUCAGCAGAUUUUUCAGAAAUGAUGGGAUGUUCCAUUAAUUUCGAUGGGGCCAAAGAUGAUUACAAAAAGCUGAAUGUUUUAUCCACUGUAGAAGAUGUCAAUACCAAAAGACAUAGCUGUAAUGUCCUGAAUGAGCAGAAUAUGGUAAAAGUUGAAUGGUGGAAGUAGCACAAUUUAGUAGUUAAGUGGUGAAAAGUGUACAGAAAAACUGGAGGAACCAUUUUCCUGCCAUAUAUUAAUGCAUCAAACUACAACAACAUGGGAGUCGAUGUGCAUCCCACCUUCAUGGCUCAUUUACUACAUCCACCAGGCAAAGAUAUUAAGAAGACUGCAAUCUGAAAUCUAUAAA
Molecule: messenger RNA, 3398 nt
Organism: Xiphophorus maculatus (southern platyfish)
Lineage: Eukaryota; Metazoa; Chordata; Actinopteri; Cyprinodontiformes; Poeciliidae
Gene: fam163ab
Product: family with sequence similarity 163 member A
Exons: 5
Coding region: 197-688 (163 amino acids)
Source: RefSeq, a predicted model, not a curated record